UGAUAGCCCAUCCCAUCAAAUAAAAUUCCUUCCUGCCCCGCUCUCCGUUCAUGGGGCUAUUGCCAUUCUGCUUGUGAAAGUUGUGCACGGUCUAUGCUCUUACCGCACUCAAAAGUGUUUCGCGGCUGCGGCAAUUAAUCGAACACCUGCUGGGUCUCGGCGCGAGAACUAAGGGGAGUAAAGCUGGUCCUGCCAGAGGAAGCAAGGGACACAGGCGGUGCCAUCGUCGAUAGUGAGCUUGAGAAACCUGUUAGGCUUAUGCUCCCUGGAAGUCACGACGCCGAGGACCUUAUCGCGUGACAGUGCGACGCCUCCGCGAGAGGGAGAUUGGAUCCGACGAGGAGAAAGAAGGGUUUUUCGUGAAAGAGAGUAGGUGCAGUUACUUGACCUUUUUUUCAUGCGCCAGGAGCAGCCAAGUAGCGCCACUUAACGUAGUCUGAAUUAUACAGAACUCUUGAGAGAUACUGAUGCAGAAGCUCUCCUUGAAUUCAGGCUUCCUUUCGAGUACCUUCUCGCGCGUUGUGCUAAAUUCAGUAUCUCCAUUGAUUCGUUUUCCAUCUAAAGUUCUAUUGUAGCGGUAUUUCAAGUACGUCUGGGUAGACAAUCGCUUGAGUCUAUAUUUGAAGAUGAUUACAAAGCAACUGGCAAAGAUGGUUGCGGGACCAAUUUGUUUCAAACGAACAGUAUAUACAUUGCCUCACCUCUCUGUGAGAAUAAAACAAACAGAAAAUGAGAUUGUAAGCAUGUUCCAAUUGUCAGUUCCUAGGGAAGAGGUGAAAAGGUUGCCUUGGAAUCAUAGGUUCUCAAAGAAGGAUCCCUCAGUUCGAUUAUUGGAUGAGAGAUUCAUAAGGAUUUUGAAAAUAUUCAAGUGGGGACCUGAUGCAGAAAAGGCUUUGGAAGUGCUAAAACUAAAAGUGGAUAAUCGAUUGGUCCGUGAGGUUCUGAAGAUAGAUGUGGAGAUCAAUGUCAAAAUUCAGUUUUUCAAGUGGGCUGGGAAGAGAAGAAACUUUGAGCAUGAUUCCACCACUUACAUGGCUUUAAUCCACUACUUGGAUGAAGCUGGACUAGUCGGAGAGUUGUGGAAGACAAUCCAAGAAAUGGUUCACAGUACAUGUAUUAUUGCACCGGCUGAGUUAUCCGAAAUUGUUAGGAUACUGGGCAGGGCCAAGAUGGUGAACAAGGCACUCUCCAUCUUUUACCAGAUCAAAAAUCGCAAGUGUAAACCAACAGCAAGCACAUACAAUUCUAUGAUUUUGAUGCUUAUGCAAGCAGGACAUCAUGAAAAAGUACACGAGCUCUAUAGUGAAAUGUGCAAUGAGGGUAACUGUUUUCCUGACACUGUGACAUACAGUGCUCUUAUAUCAGCAUUUGGGAAAUUAGGGCGUGAUGAUUCUGCCUUUAGGUUGUUUGAUGAGAUGAAGGAGAAUGGCCUAGUGCCCACUGCAAAGAUCUAUACCAUUUUAAUUGGAAUUUAUUUCAAUGCUGAUAGGGUUGAAAAAGCCUUGGAUCUAGUCCAGGAGAUGAAAGUAAGGGGCUGUGCUCCAACUGUCUUUACUUACACGGAGUUGAUUAAAGGGCUGGGGAGAGCUGGGAGGUUUGAAGAUGCCUAUAGCAUAUUCAUGAAUAUGCUAAAAGAGGGUUGUAAGCCUGAUGUUGUUUUGAUAAACAAUUUGAUAAACAUUUUUGGCAAAGCACGUAGACUUGAAGAUGCUCUUAAGCUUUUUAAUGACAUGGAGUGUUUUCAGUGUACACCAAAUGUGGUGACAUAUAACUCUAUAAUAAAGUCUAUAUUUGAUUCCAAAGCUCCUGCUUCAGAGGCAGCUUCUUGGUUUGAGAAGAUGAAGGCAAGUGGGGUUUCUCCAAGCUCAUUUACUUACUCAAUCCUUAUUGAUGGAUUUUGCAAAACAAACAGAGUUGAGAAAGCUUUGUUGUUACUUGAAGAAAUGGAUGAAAGGGGUUUUCCUCCUUGCCCAGCUGCCUAUUGCAGCCUGAUCAAUUCCCUUGGAAAGGCAAAACGGUAUGAAGCUGCAAAUGAAUUAUUUCUGGAGUUGAAAGAAAACUGUGGACAAUCAAGUGCCAGGGUAUAUGCUGUGAUGAUCAAACAUUUUGGAAAGUGUGGCCGUCUUGAUGAUGCUGUAGAGCUAUUCAACGAAAUGAAGAAGCUUGGAUGCAAUCCUGAUGUUUAUGCUUAUAAUGCUCUCAUGUCAGGGAUGGUUAGGGCUGGGAUGAUGGAUGAAGCUCAUGCCUUGUUUAGGACCAUGGAAGAAAAUGGUUGCAGUGCUGACCUAAACUCACUCAAUAUAAUUCUAAAUGGUUUAGCCAAGAUAGGUGGUCCAAAGCAAACAAUGAAGAUGCUUAUGAAGAUGAAGGAUUCUAACAUCAAGCCAGAUGCAGUUUCUUAUAAUACUGUUCUUGGCUGUCUUAGCCGAGCUGGUAUGUUUGAGGAGGCUGCAAAGUUGAUGAAAGAGAUGAAUGCAAAAGGUUUUGAAUAUGAUCUUAUUACUUACUCAUCAAUACUUGAGGCUGUCGGUAAAAUUGAUGAAGAUCGUAAUUCUACCACUGCAUGAAGGGACUUGAUAUGAAAGGAACCCGUGAUGAAGGUAUGCCGAGCCAGCUGAUCUUCUAGUGGAGCAAUAUCACAUCUGUUUCUUCUGGUUUUGUGUUGAUGCCUAUCCUUCAGAACUACUUGUGCCAGACCAGAACUAAGCUUGAAUUUUUUGGGUGGAACAGUGCUGUGAAUAGGUCACCUUCUGUCUUUUGUUAUUUUGACUUGGAAUGUGUUUCUUGAGAGCCUUAGGUUCUGGAAAAUGUGUGAAUUGGAUCCUGCAGAAGAAGCUGGCAUAGUGGCAAAGAUCAAGAAUUUUCUCUUUACAACUAAAAAUGUGGCCGAAGAUGGCACGAGUGGUUCCUGCUUUAAGAAUAAAUCUAAUGAGGAUUAGUCCUCAUUCUGCCUUGCCAAGCAGAAAUAGUGUUAGAUAUCUGCAAGAUGACAGCUGAACAUAUGACUUUUAACUUAUUAGAAGAAUCGUAAUGAGAUUUUUGGCUGCUCUCUUACUAUAGUUUCCCUGAAGAGGAAACUAACAUGGCUAUGCUGCUCUCUCCAGAAUGCGGGGAAUGUGGAAAUAAGAUCUCAUAGUAUGUUGGACUACCUCAAAUUGAUGCAUGCCAUUAUUGCGAAAUCAAGUGAUUGAGAUUUUGCAAACAGAAAAGUACUCUUGGUUAUAUUUUUCCCAUCCUUGUUAUGUGCUUCUUGUUUUUAAGUUUGUAUGUUGUAAGAAUGUCCAAAAAGCACUUCUACCUGGCACCGCAUGCCACAUUUGCUCUCAAGAUUAUUAAUCAAUUGUGGUAACGUUGUUGAA
Molecule: messenger RNA, 3359 nt
Organism: Tripterygium wilfordii
Lineage: Eukaryota; Viridiplantae; Streptophyta; Magnoliopsida; Celastrales; Celastraceae
Product: pentatricopeptide repeat-containing protein At3g16010
Exons: 6
Coding region: 627-2567 (646 amino acids)
Molecular function (GO): protein binding
Source: RefSeq, a predicted model, not a curated record